AUGUCCCUGCAUGAACUUUGGAUGGAGCUAGAAAACGAUCUACUCAAUGGAUUUCAUCAAGACAGUUCCCUGCGUGCUCUGAUUGAGUUAACUUUCCAACGCAACUGGAAUGGCUUCAUUUGGAUGAGUAGAAAAGGAGUUAUAGCCAAAAGAGUGAAGACUGCUCCAGACGGCCAUAUCGAGAAUCAGCGCCAACCGCACAAACCGGCUGGCCGAGAAACUAUUGUUUCGCGCUCGGCCAAAGUCAUGUCCGUCCGACUGAAGUCUCGGCCAAAGUUCGAAACUGACCGGCCGAUCACGCGACACGACCCGGGAAACAUUCUCCCCCGGUCGGCCAAGCUUCAAGCGCUUCACGCCACGCCGCGCAUGACCAUGCCACGCGAGCCGGGGAACAAGUUCUUGCAAGAGAGCUACCCUCAAGCACCACCACCUUCAUGGGAUAGUCCUCCAAGACCAUCCACUUUGAAGACCAAGAAGAAACUUCUUCCUUACCUUGAAGCAGCCGACCUGGAGACGUCUAGCCAAGCCGCAUCACACCAAGAAGAACACCUUCUAGCCACACCAGAAGAGGAGAUUGACCCUGAGCUGAUCGAGUUCGUGAAGAGAGAUCAAUUCCAUGAUCUGUUUUCAGAGUAUGCACUGGAGCACAUAGAUCACUUUGACAACCUUUGUGAUUCCUAUGGAGUUUUUGACUUUGAGAAGAAGAUGAUGCUAUUCAGCACAUCACUAGCUGGACCAGCACUAGAUUGGGCGCAGCAUGAGCCACUCUCUAAUCGAGUCAUGGAUCGAUUUUAG
This is a messenger RNA of Microthlaspi erraticum, 795 nucleotides long. NCBI's taxonomy places the organism in Eukaryota, Viridiplantae, Streptophyta, Magnoliopsida, Brassicales, Brassicaceae. The record is from the annotation of a GenBank genome assembly.